This is a messenger RNA of Necator americanus (New World hookworm), 1992 nucleotides long. RefSeq lists its product as uncharacterized. Lineage: Eukaryota; Metazoa; Nematoda; Chromadorea; Rhabditida; Ancylostomatidae. Gene Ontology annotation, molecular function: chemorepellent activity; semaphorin receptor binding. The coding region runs from base 1 to 1992 and encodes 663 amino acids. The transcript is spliced from 17 exons. The record is from RefSeq and is a predicted model, not a curated record. Gene Ontology annotation, biological process: neural crest cell migration; negative chemotaxis; axon guidance.
AUGUGGCGUCUUUUGACGGGGUUUUCGAUUCUUUGCCUCGCCCAGCUUACUUGGAGUGUUAUCGAUCGCCAUCCAGACAACCUUUUCUCGCGUGGAAAUCUCGACUACCGUAACCUGGUGCUUGAUGCAAAUUCCGCCUCGUUGUUUGUUGGCGCACGUGGACGAAUUUUUCGGCUAUGGGCAUACAAUGUAAACGACACGUCGGAAAAUUUGUUCGUUGAUCUCCGUCUCAACACGCCUCCGGCCGAGUUGUCCGAGUGUCGAGCGUUGGGAAACUCGGCCGAGGACUGUCAGCCGUCGACAAGAUUCAUGGCACUACAGGAUAACAAGGAGAGAGUAUACGUAUGCUCCUCCGUAGGAAUGCGUCCUGAGAUCCGAGUUCUCGACGCGGUAACCCUCCGAGAUCGCCAGGAGCCGCGCACCGAAAUCGGAAUCUGCGCACCUGAUCCGGCGGUGAACGCCACGGCGGUCAUAGUAGAAUGGGGUAAUCCAAGUGAGCUGCCGUCCGUGUAUUCCGGAAUUCGAACCGGUAUGGCCGGCGAGAAUCAUUUGAUCUAUCGACCAGCAUUGAUGGAGAAGGGGAAAGAGGUUUAUUCGAGCAUGAGGACAGUCUACACGGAUAAUCGAUGGCUGAACGAGCCUCAAUUUGUUGGUUCUUUUGACGUUGGCGAACAUGUAUACUUCUUUUUCCGUGAAAUCGCAAUAGAAAGUGGCGGAUUGGAACGAAAUGUUUAUAGCAGAGUGGCCAGAGUCUGUAAGAAGGAUGUAGGUGGACGAGUUGUUCUUCGUCAGGUGUGGACGUCGUUCUUGAAAGCACGACUGAACUGCUCCAUUUCGGCACAGUAUCCGUACUAUUUCGAUAGGAUUCAAGCUGUCACCAAAGUCGAAACCUCCGAUGAUACACUUUUUUAUGCGACAAUGAGCACAUCAGAGACAGCUUUCGUGUCGUCAGCAAUCUGUGUUUUCUCCUUCAAGAAUAUCAACCAGCUCUUUCACCACGGUUUCUUCUUGGAUCCAACCAGUCCGGCUUGGCUACCGCUUCCAGCCGACGCUGUGCCGGAGCAUCGUCCUGGAACGUGUGUCUCCAACUCACACACCUUGUCAGACUCUGACCUCCACUUCGCCAAAUCACAUUUGAUGAUGGCCGAGCCAGUGUCUGGCGGCAUGCCUAUUGUACCCGCUCGUGAUGUGAUCUUCACGCAUAUCGCUGUAGAUGUGCGUAGUGAACAGAACGUGAUCUUCGCUUUGGAUGGACGUUCCAACACGCUGUGGAAAGUGUCGCAUUGGCGCGAAGGUAGCGCAUGGAAGUGGGUAGAACUUGAGCGACGAACUAUAGCAGUAGGAGGUCCCGUCAAGGCGAUGGCGAUUCUUCCAGGAGAAUUCCUGUACUUCGCUUCACGCUCGGCCGUCAGUCAGUUCACCUUGGCCGGCUGCGCUCUCUACCCUUCAUGCGCCUUGUGCGCGAUCGAUCCAUACUGUAGUUGGCAUGUCGCCAGAUCGGCCUGCUAUCCACGCGAAAAAGCGCAUGGACAAAGUUUGGGGUGGAUUUCCUCCUGGGCUGGGCGGGGCUCGUCGGAGUGCACAGCGUCGGCGAAACCGCGCACGAGAACUGCGUAUCCGGGGGAUACUGUACACUUCCAUGGGACCUCGGAUGCUGUUUGGAAGCGUGACGGAAAUCUCGUCACCUCAACCAGCCGUGUCCUCUUCACCAACGAUGGCGGUUUAGUUUUAAUGAAUGUGUCCAAGGAGGAUAACGCCGACUACGAAUGCGUUGCGAACGGAAAACAACUGGUCAAAUAUCGAUUAGUUGUAGAUCACGAUGAAUGCACUCAGCCGCGUUCUUUACAAGCUUAUAAGUCUUGCCAACGUGAAUGGUGUAAAAAAGCGGACCAGUACAAGGCAGCUUUAGCGGAUUGGCACGAUGCCAAAAAGCGCAAUGCUCAAUGUCUCGUGAACGACUCCCUAGGCCAUCUUCAUAAUCGCAUCGAGUAA